Drosophila rhopaloa is the source of this 373-nucleotide messenger RNA. RefSeq names its product male accessory gland serine protease inhibitor. Lineage: Eukaryota; Metazoa; Arthropoda; Insecta; Diptera; Drosophilidae. The coding region runs from base 9 to 263 and encodes 84 amino acids. The transcript is spliced from 2 exons. The record is from RefSeq and is a predicted model, not a curated record. Gene Ontology annotation, molecular function: serine-type endopeptidase inhibitor activity.
CGUUUGCCAUGAAGUAUCUGGGAAUCGUUGCCAUUGCCAUCCUGCUGAGCCUUUCUUGGGCCCAAGCGAAGCCGGCGAAGUGCCGGGAAACGCCUUCGAUGGUGGGCAUGGCCCAGGAUGGAGCUGCCUGCAUGGCUUUUAUGCCAGCCUGGACCUAUGACGCCUCCAAAAAUGCCUGUUCGGAGUUCGUUUUCGGUGGCUGCGGUGGAAACUCCAAUCAGUUCUCCUCCCGAGAUGAAUGCGAAAAGGCCUGCAAGGACUAGGCAAACGCAAUAAAAGUUCCCAUCUCGGGCAAAACCCACAGCUUAAAAACAAAACAAUUUUGUAGCCUAAAAACCUAAACAAAUAGCCGGCAAUCUUGUUUUUUAAAAAU